AUGCCGGUCCCUCCCUGGGCCCUGCCGCUGGCGCUGGCCCUGGUGGCUGCCAUCGCCACGCCCGCGGCUGCUGCGGGCUGCCAGGCGCCGUACGAGGCGCUGCCCGGCGGCCUGGACUGGCAGGUGGCGCCGGGCGAAGUGCGGCAGUUCCCGGCGGGCCUCACCAUCGCCGCCGGCACGCGCGUCCUUCUGGAGGGCACGGCAAACGUGACCGGCGGCGUGACCAUCCGUGGCCACCUCUUCCUCUCCUCCGCCUCCUCCUCCACGCUGGCCGCGGACUGGGUGGUGGUGGAGGCCGGCGGCAGCCUGCAGGCGGGCUCAGAGGCGUGCCCGCUGCCUCCCACCGUCUCCGCCACCGUGCUGCUGCGCAACGGCGCCGUCCACCCGCAGGCCGGGCGCAAGGCGCUGGCUGGCGCCCUGCUGGAGCGCAACGUGGCGGUGGGUGUGGCGGGCCACGCUUUCUUCCUGGAGGACGGCGCCGAGACGGGCAACACCCUGCGCGGCAACCUGGGCCUGCUGGUGCGCCCCAAGACGGAGGGCGCCCGGCUCGGCUCCGACCGCGACGGCCCCAACGGAGACCUCUCCGUCUUUUGGAUCACCAACCCGAGCGCCAACACGGGAGACCCAGGCAUCGCCGACUCCUUGUACCAGCGCUGGGAUGCGGCGGCGGGGCGGUCGGCGGUACGCGUGCAGGACAUGUCUGGCAUCAUCACAGGCCUGAAGCUGUAUGACGGCCCCAUCGUGGUCACCGGCCUCACCGCCCGCGCCUGGCCCGCGGGCACCAGCCCGCUGGGCCUGCGCAGCAACAACGGGUUUCAGAUGGCGGCGGGCACCUCGGUGGCGGGGUUUGCCGCGCAGCGCUGCUCCUACCGCUUUGUCGUCCAGGACACCACGGGGGACGGCGGUCGCACCACCUCACUGCUGGAUGUGGAUGGCUCGCUGUCGGGCUACCGCGGCGCCACGCUGCUGCCGCAUUCUGCCGCCACCAGCCUGGGCUUUUACUCUAGCCCCGGCUGCGCCGCGCACCCAGCCUAUGGCCUGGCCUGCCCGCAGCGGUACAUGAACCUGGAGGUGGGCGGGUGGGACUGGAGCGCCGGAGGCGCGCCGCCGCGCCUGACGCUGGCACGCGCCAACCUGUCGCCGGGGCGCGUGGGCGCCGCGGGGCUGGCCGCGCAGCGCCUGCCCAGCCUGGGCGGCGGCGAGCUGGCUCCCAAGAACGGGCGGGGUGGGAGGUACUACAAUGCUAAGGCGGCGGUGACGGGGGGCUGCACCAACAACAAUGAGGGCUCGUGCACCUGGACCCAGCCCUUCACCAGCGCCCGCGUCCGCACCAAGCUGUCCCCCUUUGGCAGCUGGAAGUACGGGAGGGUGGAGGUGCGGGCGCGCAUGCCGCGCGGCGACUUCCUCUGGCCCGCCAUCUGGCUGCUGCCCACCGACAACGCCUACGGCACCUGGGCUGCCUCGGGCGAGAUCGACAUCCUCGAGUGCCGUGGCCAGGCGGGGCUGGCAGAUGUGGUGGAGGGCACGCUGCACUACGGCGGCCAGUGGCCCGCCAACACGUGGACGGGGUCGGGCCGCGUGCGGCCGUUCCCGGGCCUCGACUACUCCGCCACAUUCCACGACUUUGCCCUGGAGUGGACAUCCAACCUCACCACCGGCCGCCCCCUCCUCAUGCGCUGGCUGGUGGACGGCACCGAGUUCUACCGCCGGCGGCUGGACGUCAGCUUGAAGACGCACGACGCCUCGCCCUACACCCAGGACGGCCAGCCCUGGGACAAGCGCUUCCACCUCAUCCUCAACCUCGCGGUGGGGGGCGGCUUCUUCCCGGCGGGCGAAUUUGGAGAGUUUGGGCCAAGCCAGUGGGAUGCCGCGGCGGCAGGCUGGCAGAAGCCGCGGCUGGAGAUCGACCACCUCAAGGUCUGGGCCUGGCCGCCGCCCGGCUGA
Molecule: messenger RNA, 1944 nt
Organism: Chlorella variabilis
Lineage: Eukaryota; Viridiplantae; Chlorophyta; Trebouxiophyceae; Chlorellales; Chlorellaceae
Exons: 7
Coding region: 1-1944 (647 amino acids)
Biological process (GO): carbohydrate metabolic process
Molecular function (GO): hydrolase activity, hydrolyzing O-glycosyl compounds
Source: RefSeq, a predicted model, not a curated record